Messenger RNA from Grosmannia clavigera kw1407, 1146 nucleotides. Its product is annotated as amidohydrolase 2. The coding region runs from base 1 to 1146 and encodes 381 amino acids. Gene Ontology annotation, cellular component: cytoplasm; cytosol. Gene Ontology annotation, molecular function: hydrolase activity; carboxy-lyase activity. The record is from RefSeq and is a predicted model, not a curated record. The transcript is spliced from 2 exons. NCBI's taxonomy places the organism in Eukaryota, Fungi, Ascomycota, Sordariomycetes, Ophiostomatales, Ophiostomataceae. Gene Ontology annotation, biological process: secondary metabolic process.
AUGAAAUCCUCGCUCGCCAACAAAUACUGCUACGUACUAGCUUGUUUCAGCCAAUUGGUGGCGGCUGCAAAAUGCUCUGGCAUCAACAAAAUUGACGUCCACUCUCAUUUUCUUCCCGACUUCUACGCCCAGGCAUUGAGAGAUGCAGGCCAAACGCCUGGCCCAGAUGGAAUGCCUGGUAUUCCAGCCACCCAGACAUGGACUCCCGAGCUCUCGCUUCAGUUCAUGGCCAAUAACAGCAUCGACAAGUCAUAUUUGUCCAUCUCGAGCCCAGGGGUCUACCUUGCAGUACCAUCCAUCAAUGCCACCAAUAACGCCAUCAGCCUUGCGCGUCGCGUGAACGAGUAUGCUGCCAAUCUUACAGCUACUUACCCUGACAAAUUUGGCUACUUUGCUGCGCUGCCCCUUCCCGAUGUUCAGGCAUCACUCAAGGAGAUCGACUAUGUCUUCUCCAAGCUGAGCCCGAAGCCUGACGGCGUCGCCCUGCUAUCUAAUUUUUUUGGGAUGUACUUUGGCGACCCGGCGCUCGAUCCUGUUUACAAGGCCCUCAAUGCCCUCAAUGUGACAAUCUUUGAACACCCCACGACGCCGUGCACCCAGUACGCCGCCUCUCUGUAUAACAUCAACGACACUGCCGAUCCCGUGUCGGAGAAAGACUGGGCUGCUCUCAAUCGGCCCGUGGCUACUCGUCAGUUUGCUGCCCCUACGCUCGAUUUUCCUUUUGAAACGGCUCGCACAUUUGCCGACCUGUUUUACUCGACCAUUCCUACCCGCUUCCCUAAUCUAAAAUGGAUCAUGCCUCAUGCUGGCGGUGGCAUCAUCCCAACCAUUGAUAGAAUCGUCACCUACAGCAGCCUUUACUCUGGCCUCAAUCUGACCGACUCGUCCAUGAAGGCGACGCUGGCUAGAAGCUUCUACUUUGACUUGGCUGGUCCUUGGCCUGUCAAUUUCGCCAUUGCACCCCUUCUGCGAUGGGUCGACUACACCAAUAUUCUCUGGGGCUCGGACACCCCUUUCACUCCAUUUGCUGCUGGCUCAGCUCUGUCCACCGCCUUUAAUAGCGACGUCCAGACGGCAUUUGACGGCAACAUGACUAAAAUUCACGCUGUGCAGGAAGGCAAUGCCCGAACAUUAUUUGGCCCCUGA